GUACGUACUUGUAAUUUAAUUGUAUUUUUAAACAUAAAAACAAACACCGGUGACCGUUAGCGCACAUGCGGGUUCAAUUCAAGACGUUGUACGGUGUAUUAUUUUGAACGGAAAACCUUAAGAUAAACAUGGACCGGGCAGCGGCUGGUGUCGACGAAUGUUACAUGACGGCGCUACAGAUUUUUGACUAUUGUGGUACAGAAAGGAGUGGGUCACUGCGCGUGGACGAUCUUAUGGAUAAAUUUGCACCGUUCGUAAAAACUAACAGGUCAGAAUACACGUACCUAAAAUCAUUACUGGACCCGGACAAGGAUAACCCCGAGAUAAGCGUUACAAAGCUAGCUACAGCUCUCCAUCGUUACAGCGAAAGCCAGAAGACCAAGCUCGAUUUCGAUGAGAGUUUUAAUUUGAAAAGUGGACAAGCGCCCCAGGAUUCGGAUUCCGGUAUAUCAACAGAUGGGUUCCAACUCUUGGAGGAGCUGCAAAGCGAGCUCCGGGAGAAGGCCCACUUGGCCCAGCAGCUCCGCUCACAGCUCGACUUCACGGACCGCCAGCACGAGGAGGCGCUCGCCGCGCUCACCGCCGAGCGAGACUCCAUGCGAUCCCAUCUCAGCAUCCUGCGGGAGGAGAACGCGGCCCUGACGCACGCCCGACGCGACUACGAGGAGGCGACCGACCGGCUGCUGGCCAGCGAGAGGGCCCUGGGCGACGUGCGCCGGGAACUGGACACCAGCAGGCGCCGGGCGAGGGUGCUGCACGAACAAGUCACCACUUUAGAGAAUGAGAAAUUGACCUUACAAGAGCUGUUGUCGAAGUCUAAGGACGAGUGCCACCGCAUCAACGACAUGUACGCCUCGCGACAGUCCGCGCUGCUCGAGGAGAACGAGACGCUCAAGAGCGAGCACGCCGACCUCACGGCGCGGCUGCAGGACCACAACGAGUUCAUGCAGCAAAUCAUCAAGGAAAAGGUGCUGCUAGAGAUGGAAUUGAAAGACGUUCUCAACAAAUCGAACCAAACCCACACGCGCAUGGACCGCUCCAUCGACAUCAGCUACACCGACGAUCAGAUGCUGACCGCAUUGGACAGUCUCAACGCUGACAGCAGGUUCACUCAAGAAAAUCGUAUAUUAGACGAGGAGUCGUUUGCGAACGCGCUAAGAGAUGACCAGGGGCGCUCAACGAACAUGUCCCUAUUCGACGAGAUACGGCUCAGCUUCUGCAACGUUUCUCGUCACAACGCCACCGGAGUGCUCACUGACAGGAGCUUAUGUCAAUGUCACGAUGACAGCUCCUUCACUGCCGUCUUCGCUCAGACCGACAACCGUGAAGCAUCCGAUUCUAAUCCCAAAACUGUCAUCACAACUGAAACGAAAUGUCACGAAGAUACAGCAUCACAUAAUGACGUCACAGCAGAAGAAAAGUUUGUAUAUAAUUGCACUCGAGUACAUAACGAUCUUUGUGAGAAUUUAAACAGUAGUGCGAGUAGCGUGGUGGACGUAAGCGAAGCCAAACGGAGAUGUUCAAUAACAAUCGGAACUCAAACAAUGAGUAUUGUAAUUAAUACAAUCGAUAAAGAAACUAGGAUAGUUGAGACCGACAAAAAUGACUCUUACCACAAUAGUCAUAAAGUUAAAAUUGACAAAUCAACGAAUACAGAAUAUAAAACGCAACGUUAUCCCAAUGAAAGUAUAACUGAAACGCGAUCGAUCGUAACGCAGACCGACGAAAAUGAUUCUAAUGUCAAUAACGUUACGGCUCAAAAAUGUAUUGAAUGUGAAAGGAAAAGUGAUUAUACGGCCAAAUUGGAAAGGGACCUGAGACAUUCGCGUCGUAGUCUCGACGAACUACAAACAGAAUUGCGUCGCUACGAGGACAGUUUAGCUUCGCUACAGAACUACGCAGACGAGAAUGACUCGAUAAACAAUCAAUUAAGAACAUCAGUUAAAGAGUUACAAUCAAAAAUACUUGUACUAGAGAAGGCGUGUGUGACACAAAAGGAAUCUAUUGAAAAUUUCGAACUUGAAACAAAGUCUUAUGUGCGACAUGAGAAGAUAAAUGAUAAUACAUCGGUGGCCACACAAGUAGACCAGCCAUGUGCAGACUGCGAGAGAAGACUGACCACUACUGCUAAUAGAAGUCUGAGAAGCUUUUUUUGGGAUUCGAUAAAGUGCCUGUUCCAAAUGUUCGCUAUCAUAUGCUUCGCGUGCGCCGUGGUCGUGCUGUACGGGGUGACGAGGCGGACCCAGGCGCAGUGCGGGCGCGAGCCUGUUCCUGGAAAUGGUUCAGACCCCAGGAGGUCAUGGACAUGCUGUUCCGGAUAGAGUACUUGGCCGAUGUACCUAUGUAGCUGUAUGAUGUCGAUUUAUUACGCUACGUUCUUUGGUUGCUGCUGUGUGCUUAGUGCGAGUUUUUUAACGCUCUCGAUAACGUAAAAGUUAGCUCAUAUUUGUAUGGAAUGGGAUCGUUUGCC
Bombyx mandarina (wild silkworm) is the source of this 2470-nucleotide messenger RNA. RefSeq lists its product as uncharacterized. Lineage: Eukaryota; Metazoa; Arthropoda; Insecta; Lepidoptera; Bombycidae. The record is from RefSeq and is a predicted model, not a curated record.